Messenger RNA from Musca domestica (house fly), 1374 nucleotides. RefSeq names its product odorant receptor 85c-like. Gene Ontology annotation, molecular function: olfactory receptor activity; odorant binding. Lineage: Eukaryota; Metazoa; Arthropoda; Insecta; Diptera; Muscidae. The coding region runs from base 40 to 1266 and encodes 408 amino acids. The transcript is spliced from 4 exons. The record is from RefSeq and is a predicted model, not a curated record. Gene Ontology annotation, biological process: sensory perception of smell; detection of chemical stimulus involved in sensory perception of smell. Gene Ontology annotation, cellular component: plasma membrane.
UACGCGCUGGGCCAUUAUUUCGUAACAAAAAAAAUAAAAAUGAAAAAGGCCGCUACAUUUGAUGACUUUUUCAAGUUGGCCAGUUUUUUCUACAGAACCAUUGGCAUAGAACCCUACGAUGAGCCAGGAGUUGAAAUGAAGAAAUCCAAAUCUUUUGCAGAAAAUUUCAUAUUCUACUCGGGAGUCAUAAAUCUGAACUAUGUUCUCAUCAUGGAAAUAGUCUACGUGGCCGUGGCAUUUAUACGUGGCGAAAAUAUUCUCGAGGCCAUAAUGUGCCUAUCCUACAUUGGCUUUGUGAUUGUCGGGGAGUCGAAAAUGUUUUUCGUUUUUCGCAAGAAACCCAUUCUAAGUAAAUUUGUCAAACGACUGGUGGAAAUAUUUCCCCAAGAAUUCGAACUACAAAAAACCUACAAUCUUUCGAGUUAUUUGCGGCAAUCCAGCAGGGUGACCAUUGGCUUUGCCCUACUCUAUAUGAUAUUGAUUUGGACCUAUAACCUCUAUGCCAUGACUCAAUAUUUGCUCUAUGAAAAAUGGCUGGGAAGUCGCGUUGUGGGACAACAGCUACCCUAUUACACAUAUGCCUGGUGGGAUUGGCAUGAUCAUUGGACCUACUAUCUAUUGUAUUUUAUACAUGCCUUUGCGGGCUAUACCUCGGCGACAGGGCAAAUUGCCAGCGACAUAAUGUUGUGCGGAUUUGCCACUCAAAUAAUAAUGCAUUUCCAUUAUAUUUCGCAUGUCUUGACGAACUACAAGGUGAAAGUGGAUGAAGCCAAAGAUAAGCAAGCGGGACGUUCACAGGACAUUACAUUUCUAAAGGACAUAAUUGAAUAUCAUAAUUGCUUACUGGAGUUAAGUGAACAACUGAACAGUGUCUUCAGUCUACCGCUGCUGCUGAACUUCUCAGCCUCUUCGUUUGUCAUUUGCUUUGUGGGCUUUCAAAUGACCAUUGGUGUGGAACCGGAUGCCCUAAUCAAAUUGUUUCUGUUUCUCUUCUCAUCAACAGCCCAAGUCUAUUUGAUUUGCCAUUACAGUCAAAUGUUAAUUGAUGCGAGUUUGAAUGUAGCCGAUGCAGUUUACAAUCAAAAUUGGUCCAUUGCCGAUGUUCGAUAUCAAAAAAUGUUGAUACUUAUGGCCGAACGUGCACAAAAACCGGUCCAACUGAGAGCGACAACUCUUGUGUUGAUCUCACGGGGAACCAUGACUGAGCUCAUGCAAUUGUCUUAUAAAUUUUUCGCUUUGCUCCGAACCAUGUAUGUGAAGAAAUAAAGGAAUAAAAAAAAAUAAAAAUUAUGCAAAUACAUAUAUAACAAUCUAUUUGGUGUAUCAAAAGUUGUUCGCAUAAAAAUAAAUACAAACGAAUACUGAGACUAAUCA